Molecule: messenger RNA, 969 nt
Organism: Mustela erminea (ermine)
Lineage: Eukaryota; Metazoa; Chordata; Mammalia; Carnivora; Mustelidae
Product: zinc finger protein 2-like
Biological process (GO): regulation of transcription by RNA polymerase II
Molecular function (GO): RNA polymerase II cis-regulatory region sequence-specific DNA binding; DNA-binding transcription factor activity, RNA polymerase II-specific
Source: RefSeq, a predicted model, not a curated record
AUGGAAACAUUGAGAAAAGAUGGUCCUCUGGGUCUUGUACUUGGCCCAGAAAACCUUGAGGGCACCAAGAAAGAACAUCUUUCAGGGAAAACUUUGAAGAAAUCCUCCUCCGAGGUGGACUCGCAAAGAUCCACUCCUGCCAAGAAAACCAACAGUAAGGGGAGAAACCCUGAAUGCAGCGUAUGUGGGAAGACCUUAUAUAACCACAUAUCCCUCACUCGUCAUCAAAGGACCCACAUGGGAGAGAAGCCCUAUAACUGUCAAGGGUGCAGGAAAGCCUUCAGCUAUAGAAGUAGUCUUAAGAAACACCUGAUGUCUCACAGUGGGAAGAGCCCCUUUAAAUGCAGGAAAUGUGGGAAAACAUUCUAUGACCGAAUAACCCUUACUGAACAUCAGCAAACUCAUACGGGAGAGAAGCCCUUUAAAUGUCAUGAACAUGGCAAGGCUUUCUUUGUCUGCUCGUCUUUUACUCGGCAUUGGAGAAUUCACACUGGAGAAAGUCCUUACGGGUGUACAGAAUGUGGGAAAUCCUUUAGCCAGAAAAGCAUCCUUGUGCGCCACCAGCUCACUCACGCUGGUGAGAGGCCUUACGAAUGUCAGGGGUGUGGCAAAGCCAUGGCUGACUGCUCCUCCCACAUUCACCCGCGAGCACACAUGGGAGAGCGCGCUUUCGAAGGUCAUGAGUGCACGAAAGUUUUCUUUGACCGCUCAUCACUUAAAUGGCAUGAGAAAGUUCAUAGCGGAGACAAGCCCUAUAAAUGCACCGACUGUGGGAAAGCCUUCCUCCAGAAGAGACCCCUUACUCAGCACAGAGUGCACACCAGGGAGAAGCACUGUGAGUGCAGCGCGUAUGGGAAGGUGUUCCAAUGCAAGUCCUCCAUCACCCAGCACCAGCGACCUUAUGCCAGCCAGGCUUCAGAGUAUCACAGACAUGCUUCUGUCCUGCAAAGGACCCCCACAGAGACUUAA